CGUGUUUGCAUACCUUCUUAUUAUGUCGGUAAAUUUGUAAAGAACCGUUACGCACCGAGUUUGCUUCUCCUCGUACCAUUCUUUUCCCUUUGUUGUCAGGUCCUAGCUUUGUGUUCACCAUGCCACUAUUUCAGGAGAAUAGGUGGAGGUCUGCCAUCGUAGCCACCGUUGCAGUUGGAUUGGGCCACUUUGUGACCAAGAUGCUGGUUUCUCCAGGUUCAUCACAGUUGCUGCAAUCCUUCGUAGCGGUGAUCGCUAUUGGCGCACUCGUUUUCCUAAUCAUCAUGCAUCAUCGACAAGAAGGCCAGAUUCUAACCCAACCGCAGGAAGAAGCAGCGCUCAUCGGAGGUCUGGCCCUUCUGUGGAUUGUUAUUGUAGUUGGAUGGAGAGCGCUGAGUGGUGGAGGGGAUGAGUCUGGUAUUGGGUACUCCAGGGGAGGUGCGAUGUCCAGAGGGUAUAGCGGCUUCAAGGAUGACCCAGGGUACUACUAUGAUGUCGUUGAAGAGUACAUCUGGUGA
Messenger RNA from Coprinopsis cinerea okayama7#130, 518 nucleotides. RefSeq lists its product as hypothetical. The record is from RefSeq and is a predicted model, not a curated record. Bases 120 to 518 code for a protein of 132 amino acids. NCBI's taxonomy places the organism in Eukaryota, Fungi, Basidiomycota, Agaricomycetes, Agaricales, Psathyrellaceae. The transcript is spliced from 5 exons.